AUGAAGUUUACCGUCCUCAUCGCGGCCGCCCUGGCUGCUGCGCCUAUCCCGGAGGCUGCUGCUCACCCUGGAAUGGGAGACACCAUCAAGGAAAUCGAACGAAUCGCUGCCCGAAGCUGGGGUAACGGCUGGGGCAGUGGAAACAAAUCGCCGGCCUCAGGUUGGAAUAGCGGAGGUGGUUCAAGCUCUUGGCCUGGACAGGACAAUGGCGGUAGCGGAGGUGACUCAUCUUCAUGGCCCGGCCAGAGCAGCCCCAGUGACAACUGGAGUAACGGCGCAGGCCAGGGCGGAAGCCAAGGUGGAGGUCAGGGUGGCUGGACUGGCGACAGCUUUGACGCUCACUCCCUUCUUGGUGAUCUUAAAACCGUCCCCGACAAGUCUCUCACUACAGUUGGAAGUGAUAUCAAGAAGAUCCUCCAAGGAAGCGCUAACCCCACAAGCCGUGAGCGUUACCUUGGCUGCCCUUCCAUGAACUCUCAGCGAUGCAAGCGUGAUACCUGCUGUGUGUGGCAGUACAUCUCUAACGAGCUUGAAGACCAAUUCAGGGGUGAGGCUGGCCGCUGCACAAGAUGGGCCCGCUAUGCCGUGCGCAUCGGGUUCCAUGAUGCCGGUACCUGGUCCCUCAAGACCGCUUCUCAGGGUGGCGGUGCUGAUGGCUCUAUCGUUCUUUCUGACGAGCUGACCCGCGGCGAGAACCUGGGUCUUCAGCAGAUUGGAGAGUACUACCAGACCAUCUACGACAAGUACCGCAACCAGUAUGGAUUCUCCCAGGUCACCAUGGCUGAUCUGAUCCAAAUGGGCUCCAACAUUGCCGCUGUUACAUGCCCCCUCGGUCCCCGAGUGCGCUCUUUCGUCGGCCGCAAGGACACCACCAAGGCCAACUUGGGAGGUCUCUUGCCCAAAGUCAGCUCAGAUGCCCUUACUCUCAUCAACCUUUUCAAGGACAAGACCAUCGGCCCUGAUGAUCUCGUUGCCCUUAUCGGUGCCCACACUACUUCCCAGCAGCACCACACCAACAUUGACCGUGAUGGUGAUCCCCAGGACAGCACCCCUGGUGUCUGGGAUAUCCUCUUUUACCAGCAGACCAUCGACCAGAACUCCCCCAAGCGCGUGUACAAGUUCCAGAGUGAUGUGGCCCUUGCCGCGCAUCCUCUCACCAAGCCUGCCUUUGAAGCAUUCGCCAGUGGCAGCACUGGCCAGGCAGCCUGGAACCAGGACUACGCCCGUGCCUACGUCCGUCUCAGUCUCCUGGGUGUUAACAACAUCAACAGCCUCACUGAGUGCACCAAGGUCCUCCCCCAGCCCGUCGAUUCCUACCGCCACAAGGAUAAGGGUCGAUUCAACAAGUGGCUCCAGAGCGACGACAACUCUUACACAUCCAAGACUGUUUCCAAGGAUAUCGAUGAUGGUUACGAGAUCUCUACUCCCGAGAACAAGAUUCCUACCCGACGUGGCCCUUGGAAGACCUGGAACACCAUCUUCAACUGGUGGUAA
Messenger RNA from Fusarium sp. VM40, 1494 nucleotides. The record is from the annotation of a GenBank genome assembly. Lineage: Eukaryota; Fungi; Ascomycota; Sordariomycetes; Hypocreales; Nectriaceae.